AUGAACACAAUGAAUGUGGCCAUAACCAAUAACACUAACUUGAGCGACAAUUCGAUUGAUAACUGUGUUAACGGCGAUGAAUCAUUGGACAUUGAUAUAACGGAUUCUGUGUCGGAAAAUAAAAAUAAGGAAGUACCUGUGCCUACCGCAAUCGCAUUAAUCAAAGCCCGGCCUACUUUGCAAUCGGUAAAUGUAAAGGACCCAUCAGAAGCUAACAAUACAAAUAAAAGUGCGGUAAAGCCCAAAAAUUGGUUGAUAUCUGACUUAUCAGGUGAAACAAUUCAAGAAGACUCAGACAGCAUUCAUUUAAAUUCUGUUACUGAUAAUGAAUGUUCGGGUGGGAGCAACUCACCUAUUCCGACGCCAAUAACACCUGAAAAGUGUGCGUCGCCAGACGUCGCCGUCCUGACAUCAAUUACUGACAAUUUUAACCGAAUUGAUUCGUCGGCGCCUAGUAAUAAGCAGCGUCGAUCUCGAACUAACUUCACACUCGAGCAGCUUAAUGAGCUCGAACGACUAUUUGAUGAAACACACUAUCCAGAUGCAUUCAUGAGGGAAGAACUGAGUCAGCGAUUGGGGCUCAGCGAAGCGCGAGUACAGGUUUGGUUUCAAAACAGAAGAGCGAAGUGCCGAAAACACGAAAACCAAAUGCAUAAAGGUAUUUUAUUAAGCACCCAGAGCCCGCCAGUAUCUGCACCACUCGAACCAUGCCGGGUAGCACCUUAUCUAAAUAUUAGUACAAUCCGCAGCAAAACAUCCUCCGCACUCCCAACAACCAGGAUUGUCAGCAGCAUGCAGUCUGCAGCCAAUGCUAGCAAAGGCAGUACGAUGGUAUCAACUCCAUCCGGGCUACCGGCAUCAGCGGCAGCAGCAGCCCAACACUUCUCCGUUGCGGCAGCAGCCGCGUUUUCAGCGUUCGACCCGGCAAUUAUUUCUGCAGCAGCUCACCAGUAUGCCUCGGCCAUUAGCAAUGGUGCCGCGCCCACGGGACUGUUCCCUUUGCCGCAAUAUCCAAUUAAUUUGGCUGCCUUUGCAGCCGCUCAUAGCAAAAGCUCUAGCAUAGCUGACCUGCGAAUGAAAGCCAAGAAGCAUACCGAAUCGUUGGGUCUUCAGACAGACACAGUUCUGUAG
Molecule: messenger RNA, 1131 nt
Organism: Scaptodrosophila lebanonensis
Lineage: Eukaryota; Metazoa; Arthropoda; Insecta; Diptera; Drosophilidae
Product: short stature homeobox protein 2
Exons: 6
Coding region: 1-1131 (376 amino acids)
Biological process (GO): regulation of transcription by RNA polymerase II
Cellular component (GO): nucleus
Molecular function (GO): sequence-specific double-stranded DNA binding; DNA-binding transcription factor activity, RNA polymerase II-specific
Source: RefSeq, a predicted model, not a curated record